This is a messenger RNA of Centruroides sculpturatus (bark scorpion), 1497 nucleotides long. Its product is annotated as DNA polymerase III subunit gamma/tau-like. Gene Ontology annotation, cellular component: DNA polymerase III complex. Lineage: Eukaryota; Metazoa; Arthropoda; Arachnida; Scorpiones; Buthidae. Gene Ontology annotation, molecular function: ATP hydrolysis activity; ATP binding; DNA binding. Gene Ontology annotation, biological process: DNA-templated DNA replication. The record is from RefSeq and is a predicted model, not a curated record. The transcript has a single exon.
AUGUCUUACAAAGCUCUUUACCGCACUUACCGUCCGGAUGAAUUUAGUCAAGUUGUCGGUCAAAACCACAUUGUGACGACUUUAGAAAACGUGGUCCGUCAAGGCAAAGUUUCCCACGCUUACCUUUUCGCCGGGCCGCGCGGAACAGGCAAAACGUCGGUAGCACACAUUUUUGCUCGGGCAAUCAACCAAAACGCUCGUCAACUUGAUGAAGAUUUAACGCUUGACAUCAUCGAAAUUGAUGCUGCUUCAAACAACGGAGUGGCUGAGAUGCGUUCGAUUAUCGAAAAUGCUCGGUUUGCCCCUGUGCAAGGCAAGUACAAAGUCUACAUUGUCGACGAAGUGCACAUGCUCAGCAAAGGGGCUUGAAAUGCGUUGCUAAAAACUUUGGAAGAGCCACCUCGCCACAUCGUUUUUAUUUUAGCCACCACUGAACCUCACAAAAUACCGGCCACAAUUCUUUCGCGGACCCAGCGUUUUAAUUUCAAACGGAUUGAACCCGGGGUAAUCGAAAAACAGCUUUCACAAGUCUUUGAACAGGAGAAGAUAACUUGCGAACCGGAGGCGCUUAAGUUUAUUGCUAAGUUAGCCAACGGAGGUUUGCGCGAUGCCCUUUCCAUUUCCGACCAAGCCGCUGCGUUUGGAAACAAUUCGAUUACUUUUGAGGCUAUUUCGCAAGUUUUCGGAUUGGUAUCAAUCGGCAGACAGAUUGAACUGAUUAAUUCGAUUUACCAAGGGCAGAGCAAAGUUUUUCUGCUCGCUCUGAGCGGUUUCAUUGAAAACGGAGUCGAUUUAGAGCGACUGACGUUUUCUUUAAUUGAAAUUUUGCGCGAUCUAAUCGUUUACCGCAAAACUUCCGAUUUCAACUUGAUUGAGUAUUUGACGCUUGAAGAUGUGAACCAACUGGUUGUUGAUUUAAGUUUUGCUUACCAAAUGGUUGACACUUUAAUUGAAUUAGCUAGUCAAAUUAAGUUCACCCAGUUGCCCAACCAACUUUUUGAGUUAAAAAUGCUCGCCCUUCUCAAAGCGGAACCAAGCAGCGCUGCGGCGCCAGAGCCAGCAGUAGUUCGCUUAAAAAACAAACUGACCGACGAAAAAGAGUCAGCCGAGUCCGAGGACAUUACCAGCGCUCAGGAGCUUGCUGCGGAUUCAGAGCUCCACGACUUGGAUUUUGAAAAUUUUGACCAGAUCGCUCCCGAUCACCCCCAAUCAGUGGCGCCAACAGUCAGUCCCGCUAAGAAAAAGUUGGACUGGGAAGAUUCGUUGGUUAUUCCGCUCAGUCAAGACCAAAUCGGCGGUAAAAAGAUAACCAAGGCUAAAGAAGAGACUCUCCCUCAAGAUGACCUUGACAUUACCCAACUCUUUGGACUUGAUGAUCAGUCCGAGGAAACCGAAAAAACCACUCCUGACCAACCAGUCAGUUUCACUCUCAACGAACUGAUUAAUCUGCUAAUUAUCGCCAGCCGGGAUCAACUGCAACUGGUCAAGCAAAAGUGA